CCGUCGCAACAGUCCAAAUCUCCGCCCAUCGCUGCAAUUCCGUGGAUAUAAAACCCUCAUCGCCUUCCCAGUCCCCCCCGCACGAGCGCGCCCGAAACAUCGUCCGAAAUGGCAGCCUCGCAGACACAGCCUCCAGACACCUCAAUGCCCGCCCUGGCCUCGCAGAUCUGCAACCACAUCGCCUCCGUCUUCUCCAUGCCCACCGCCCACCCCCCGGCCCUCGACGUCCUCGUCUCCGAGCUCUCCGCCGCCGCCUCCCGCGGGGGCCGCGUCUUCCUCUACGGGGUGGGCCGGGAGGGCCUCAUGAUGAAGGCCCUCUGCAUGCGCCUCGCCCACCUGGGCCUCCAGGCCCACUCCGUCUUCGACGUGACCACCCCGCCCAUCGCCGGCGGCGACCUCCUCCUCGCCUCGGCCGGGCCCGGUGGGUUCUCCACCGUGGACGCGAUCUGCUCGGUGGCGCGGUCCCACGGCGGGAGGGUGGUGCUGUUGACGGCGCAGCCGGAGACGGGGACGUGCGCGCGGCACGCGAGCGCGGUGGCGCAUGUGCCGGCGCAGACCAUGGCGGACGACGCCGCGGCGGAGGGCGGCGGCGGCGGGGCGGCGGGGGAAGGGCCCCGGCCGCUGCUCCCGAUGGGGAGCGUGUUCGAGGGGGCGAUGUUCGUGCUGUUCGAGAUGGUGGUGUACAGGCUGGGGGAGGUUCUGGGAGAGAGCCCCGAGGCCGUCCGAUCUCGCCACACCAACUUGGAGUGACUGAAAUCACCGGCUGCCGACGAGGCUAAUGUCACGGUCGACGUCUUUGUCAUGUGAUGGGCGGUUGUAACGUGAUUUCACUUGUGCUCUGUAGUUUAUUUGGGGAUGAAAAAGGCCUGUUUCAAUAUGCCUUUAUUAAUGUCUACUUGGUGUGUUGCACAUUGUACGGUCAGUCUCUCUCCGUUUUUAUUUUUCUUUUUAAUGAGCUGCUCGUUGUGAAGGUCACCGACUUGUCGACUUAAUUAAUCCGAUGUUCAAAGUUUGUUUCCUA
This is a messenger RNA of Eucalyptus grandis, 1021 nucleotides long. Its product is annotated as 3-hexulose-6-phosphate isomerase. Gene Ontology annotation, molecular function: carbohydrate derivative binding; isomerase activity. Lineage: Eukaryota; Viridiplantae; Streptophyta; Magnoliopsida; Myrtales; Myrtaceae. Gene Ontology annotation, biological process: carbohydrate derivative metabolic process. Bases 109 to 750 code for a protein of 213 amino acids. The transcript has a single exon. The record is from RefSeq and is a predicted model, not a curated record.